AUGGCGGGAGGAGUAAUCUUUUCAAAAAUCGACCUUCUACAGGCAUAUUUACAAAUGGAAGUCCGCCCGGAGGACAGACAUUUGCUUACGCUAAAUACACACAAAGGUCUUUACCGUUGCACACGUUUAAUGUACGGGAUUGCAUCCGCGCCAGCGAUCUGGCAAAGAACAAUUGAAAGCAUACUAGGCGACAUUCCAGGCGUCGCAGUUUUCUUAGACGACAUACGCAUUGCGGGUUCAAGUGUGGAAGACCACUUACGAACUCUAGAAUUAGUUUUCACGCGUUUACAAAAAUACAAUAUUAGAAUAAAUCCAGAUAAAAGAUUUACACAAUUCCUAAAAAUGAACGGAAUUACUCAGAAACUUACAGCAUCUUACAACCCAUCAACGAAUGGUCAAGCGGAACGAUAUGUACAAAUUCUAAAAAAUUCUUUACGACGUAUGCGACCCGAGCAAACGAAAUUACAUAUUGCGUUACAGCAAACUCUUCUACAGUACCGAAAUGCAAAACACAAUACUACUGGUAAAUCACCAGCCGAAUUAAUGUUCAAUAGAAAAUUGCGUACACGACUAGACCUGUUAUUAAAUAGCAAAUUUCAAAAUACAGUGGCACCCAUUGUUUUCGAAGAAGGAAAAAGAGUGAGUUGUAGAAAUUACGUAGGCACAGAUAAAUGGGAGUUCGGAAACAUAGUAGAAAGAAUAGGUAGACUACAUUAUAAAGUUAAGUUGGACGAUGGACGAAUCUGGAAAAGACACGUAAACCAAAUACGGGAGAUAGGGGAAAACACACUCCCGAAACCAACUGAUUAUUCAAGCGUUGUUCAAAAAGAAUCAGAUUUUUCCACAGUUGGCGAUACACUCACGAGAGUGGAAACAGCGAACCAAGAACCUGCGAUGGAACCUCCAUGCCCUACACAAGCGUCACCACGACAAACACCGGUACAAACCCCAGGCAUACCUCAGGAUGAACGAUUCGAAAGAAGCGCGGAGUCCAUUACAAUUACGCCCAGGCGAACAGCGGAAAGACCGCGGAGAAACGUAAAACUACCAACGCGACUAAGAGACUUCGAAAUUACAUAUGAAUAA
Molecule: messenger RNA, 1086 nt
Organism: Osmia lignaria (orchard mason bee)
Lineage: Eukaryota; Metazoa; Arthropoda; Insecta; Hymenoptera; Megachilidae
Source: RefSeq, a predicted model, not a curated record